Molecule: messenger RNA, 1246 nt
Organism: Belonocnema kinseyi
Lineage: Eukaryota; Metazoa; Arthropoda; Insecta; Hymenoptera; Cynipidae
Gene: Ercc1
Product: DNA excision repair protein ERCC-1
Exons: 6
Coding region: 155-1123 (322 amino acids)
Biological process (GO): nucleotide-excision repair; mitotic recombination; UV-damage excision repair
Cellular component (GO): ERCC4-ERCC1 complex; nucleotide-excision repair factor 1 complex; nucleus
Molecular function (GO): damaged DNA binding; single-stranded DNA binding
Source: RefSeq, a predicted model, not a curated record
AAGUAAACAAGCUGGCGUCCGUAAAGUCCUGUAGGCAAAAUUUAUUGUUGAUUUUUUUCAUUUCUACAGCUUUAUGGACCAAAAACUGAAUUCUUAUUAGAAUAAAUUAAAGUUACAGAUUAUUAUUUAAUCUAUUUCAAGAAAUAAUUUCGAAAUGAGCGACGUGGUAUUGGAUGAUAUUGACUUAACGGAUUUUGAUGAUUUCGAGCCGACAUCUCCUAAAAUUCCAAAAAAGGUUAAAAUUUCAAAAAAACCACCUCCUAAGAUAGAAAAAAUCGAUCUGACUCUUAAUGAAGUUGGAAUCUGUACACCGCCUAAAAUUACGAAACUAGAUUUGACGGGAGAUCAAAUUAUUGUAGAAUCACCCGAGAAAACUGAAAAUAAUACCUCUCCUUUCAAAUCUGCUUUCAGCAAGCUGAAGAAGUCGGAGUUUUUCAGCAAUGAAUUACCAACGUGCUCACAAGCAGAAAGUAAAGAAAUCACAACAGGAGUUCCUAAAACUAAAAGUUCUGCCAGCUUCGAUAAUUUACUUAUUAACCCAAAGCAGAAAGGAAAUCCCUUAAUGAAAUACAUAUCUAACAUUUCUUGGGAAUAUUCAGAAAUCGUGCCAGAUUACGCAAUUGGACGAACUACCUGCAUUUUAUUUCUGUCACUUCGUUAUCAUCAACUAAAUCCAGAUUACAUCCACGAGCGGCUGAAACAAUUAGGCAAAGCUUACAAUUUACGAGUGCUUCUUGUACAGAUCGAUAUCGCUGAACCUCACCAUUCCUUAAAACACCUUACAAGAAUUUGCAUUCUCGCCGAUUUGACUUUAAUGCUCGCUUGGAAUGCCGAGGAUGCGGGAAGAAUUAUUGAAACCUACAAAAUUUAUGAGAAAAAACCUCCGGAUAUGAUUAUGGAAAGAACUGAAACAGGAGUGCAACAAAGAUUAAUCAAUGCACUGACGUCUAUACGAUCCGUAAACAAAACUGACGCUAUGACACUUCUAACCAAUUUUGGAUCAAUUGCUGAAAUAGUAAAGACAUCAUCAAAAACUUUAGGGCUCUGUCCUGGAAUUGGACCACGAAAAGCACAACAACUUCAUAAAACUUUGCACGAAACAUUUCUACGAAGCGAUACUUAAUUCAUUCACAAUUUAUUAAUUUGAAAAACUUUACCCGUGAAUAUCUGUCAGUAUCUAUGUUUAUAAAACUUAAUCUGUGAUUUAUUUAGUUUUAUAAAAAUAAAAAAUAUAAUUUUUUUAUAA